Messenger RNA from Desarmillaria tabescens, 921 nucleotides. Its product is annotated as NAD-P-binding protein. The record is from RefSeq and is a predicted model, not a curated record. Gene Ontology annotation, biological process: triglyceride catabolic process; phosphatidic acid biosynthetic process. The transcript has 8 exons. Bases 1 to 921 code for a protein of 306 amino acids. NCBI's taxonomy places the organism in Eukaryota, Fungi, Basidiomycota, Agaricomycetes, Agaricales, Physalacriaceae. Gene Ontology annotation, cellular component: endoplasmic reticulum; lipid droplet. Gene Ontology annotation, molecular function: triacylglycerol lipase activity; acylglycerone-phosphate reductase (NADP+) activity.
AUGUCUCCAAGAAAAACGGUGCUAAUCACUGGUUGCAGCACGGGAAUCGGUAAUGCUCUUGCUCGCGAAUUCCAUGAACGAGGCAAGUGGGAAUGGUUACCUUCUAGGGGUACAUCCUUAAGCCCUCAGCUAUCAGGUCUCGUCGUCUUUGCUACCGCCCGCAAUGAAGCGGUACUUUCGGAUCUGCAGAAAGCAGGAAUGACGACGUUCGCUCUUGACGUUACAAACGACGAACAGAUUAACCGGGUUCGAGACCAGGUGGCGGAGAUGACUGGGGGAAAACUCGACAUAUUAGUCAAUAACGCCUCGUACUCAUUCUUGUAUCUAGCGGCCAAAGUCCGUCCAUUCCCUGGCACAAUCCUUUCUGUCGGCCGCUAUCGAUCUCGACAUGAAGGAGGUUCAAGAUCUCUACGAUGUCAAUGUAUUCGGGCAAUGAGGAUGGUUAAGGCAUUUGUACCACUUCUCAUUGCAUCAGGUGACGCAUGCAUCCUUCAAGUUGGUAGUGUGGCUGCCGUGACACCGUAUCCCUUUGGCUCCGCAUACAGCUCCUCGAAGGCAGCUCUCCACGCGUAUGGGAACACACUUCAUGUUGAACUGUCUCCAUUCAAUAUAAAGGUUGUCAAUCUCUGUACUGGCAGCAUGAAGAGCGACAUCGUCGAAAACAAGCUAAAUCCACUCCCUAACCAUUCGCUCUACAAGUCUCUCGAGCCCAUCAUCCUGGCGAAGCGAAGAGAAGUAUCUCAAGGAGGUGCCAUUAGUGCUGAACAGUAUGCUAAGGACGUAGUACAAGAGGCUCUCAAAACUUCUCCCAGAGCAUGGUUUGUAUGGAUAUUGGACACCUUUCUACCUCGCACCGCCUUUGAUAACGUGAUGAAGAGAUGGUAUGGUUUAGAGCAUAUCAGUUCUCGUAGUCAGCUCUAG